AUGUUCCCCAGUGAUCUAUCCAACGGCCUCCAGGACCAAGUAAUAAGACCAUACAUUCAUGGCAUUACUCCUAUGCUACGAAGAUUCUCCCGCUCCUCGCCCUACAAGCUUUCGUCAUACAAACCUCGCAAGUCUGAACCCUACGCGUCCUACAUUCGCGGACUGAAAAUCCCUGCACGACAUGGCGUACCGGACUUUCUUCUGCAUGGCCUCGGAAACGAUCCGGAGAUGGAGAAAUGUAUACGGGAGGUUCUUGAUUCUCCAGAAUCCCCUCAAGUCAAGUGGCUUAUCAAUACUAGUGGAUCCGGGAAAACUAGGCUAGCCUUCGAGGCACUCUGCCUUCACUUCGGCUUCUACAUCACAGCUAAGGUGGACGGCAAUGCCCUCGGCUCCACGGAUCUGAGCAAUCUCGUGGAUCGCUACCUUGAAGAGGUGGUCAGCCAUGUUCCCACUCGGUUCUCGACUGCCCCCGAGCGUGAAUGUGCUUUCGAACAUAACGCGAGGCUCGCAAAAAUCGUCGUCGCUUGCCUCCUCUUGGCUCGUUUCUCCAUUUUCGAGAGCUUCCUCGAGCUUGCACGCGAGGCCGCGGAGGGGCAGCUAUUGCAAGAGCAUAAACGCUCCUGGCUCCUACUCCAGUUGAUGCCAGUGCUUCCGCAGAAAGACAUCGCCGCAUCAGUAUCCUCUUCCAUACCUCCUCCCUCGCCGAACGCAGAUAUUUUCACCGAGCUUUCAUCGCGCAUCAUCAACCACGUCAAAAGCCUCGAGAACCAUACGGAACUCCUGAGCGAUCACUGCACCAAACUCGAGGACGCAGUCAUUGCCACGCUCACAUCCUGUCUCAACUCCAUCGCUAGAGAUUUCCCCGGCGACAACAACGCAGACGCAGACGCUCAGUCAGGCUGUGACUCAGACACCGAAUCGGACUCGCCCUCGGGAAAUGGCCACGCAAAAGACGAACGCGCCCUCAUUGUUCUCGAUGAGGCUCAGUUUCUGCUCGACAAAUGCCCUUUUGCCUUCAAGGCGACAUCUGCACCCGACGGGGGGCGCCCUUUCCUUCGACAAAUCAUUGCGAGCUUCAUGACCGUCAUCGGCACCUGGCCCCAGAAUUUCAACAUACUCGGGUUGGGCACAGGAUUGUCAGCCCGUCAGGUAUCGGAAGCUCUGCUUACGAUGUCUGGCAAGAGAGCUAGCUCUCUCAUAACCAAGGCGCUGGGCAGCUUCGACGACGAGCAUACUAUACGAAAAUAUGUUUCUCGGUUCGUUCCUGCAAGCCUGGUCGAGACUAAUACUGGCAAACGACUUCUUAACCGGAUAUGGAGAUGGCUACGGGGACGGCCCCGCUUCCUUGCAAACUUCAUCAGUGAUCUCAUCCGGAACAAUUAUCAAUCGCCCCAUAGAGUCUUGGAUGCCUACGUUCACGCGCGAACUGGAUGCCAUCUACAAGACGCGCGUGAGUAUGUCAAGCGCGAGCCGCCUCUUGCCAAAACCUUUAGCGUCGCGCAAUCGGGAUGUGUUCUUCCUGUCGACACUUGGUCCGAGAGCUUACGGGAUACAUUCGCCACCAUGGUCGCAAGUUAUCUGACCCAAGGCACAGUCAAGGUUGUCUCCGGCGAUGACGAGGACGAGAUGAUCCGAUACGGUGUUGCAAGGUUCUCGAGACAACACGAAACGGAACAAGCGCAUGUCGACGAGCCCUUGGUCUUUCUCCAGGGUGCCGCGUACUUUGACGUGGACAAAUGUGGCACGUCGCGAACAUCACUUUACAAGAUCUUCGGGCAGCGGAUCCCCGAUCAUUCUUCGUCGAUGAUCCGGGAUGGCUUCGAGGAAUAUAUCCUCUACAUCACCAUGCGCUUCGUCCUCAAUGAAGCGCAGCGCGUCGAUGAACUCUUCUGGUUCUUGGUCAUCCCUGAAUGGGCCAAAGCGCGCGCCGAACUCGUCUCCAUCCUUCGCGAUGUGAAUGGGGAGCUGGAGAUAUGCAGCUGUCAAAACAUGUUCGGCACCCCACUGGGCUUUCAAGCUUUCGCCGCCUCGAUGGGUAUUGGAGCAUGUGACAAGGGACUGAAGGAACGUUUCUACGACUUCUUAAAGCACCUCUAUCCCGAGACUUUCUGCGUACCGGGCGAGGACAUGGGCCCCGAUCUCGUCUUCGUGAUGAGGCUGAUCGACGGUCCCGCGGCUGGAAAGCUCUUCUGGGUUUUGAUGCAGGCGAAGAACCUGAAGGAUAAGCUCGCCAAUGAUGCUGCCAGGGAUGCGAUCAGGACGGUCACCCCAGCGCACUUGGGCGCUGCCAAAGUGAAGAAAUGCAAGAAUGCCGCGAGCAAGCGGAAAGCGCAGGACGAGAUCGACGAGAUGCUGGAGGCAAUGAGAACCGGCUUCGACGACAUUGCGGAUGCCCCGAAAGGGACGGAGCACGGCGAGUUCAACGUACUGCGUGUCAUGGCGUGCACCAGGGACAUGGACUGGUAUCGAGUCGACGAGACAUCGAAAUGCCAAAGGAAGCUUGGCGGCAGGAAGCGCUUUGUAUUCGAGGAGGAACUGAUCGACGACGGUCAUCCUUUCGCCACGCUGAACACCGAGUUCAUUGAUGACUUCAUGCGGAAGAAGAAGAUAUCGCCCCUCUAUCAGGUUACGAAGUCCAAGGCCAAGAACAGGACGAAGGUCGCGAGGGCGCCCCCGGGGCACCAGGACGAUGAGCCCGUGGAGGUCCCAGGAUCACGCAAGCGCAAGGCCCCAUCGGCAAAGGAUAGUUCGUCGAAGAAGCCCUGCAAAGCUGAAGAGCCGCCGACUGGGACACGCCGAUCCACUCGGCUGCUGAAGAAGAGUAAAAAGUAGUAGGGGCGACAUUACAUCUAUUUGCGCACGGUUCCACGCUCCCAACUGGGGCACGAGAGUGUGUUAUUGUGAGUGGUACUUAGAUGUGAUGACGAUGUAGAAGCAAAUACUGGUCAUAUACUCGUGUUUUGAGAAGAAUAAGUCGAGGUCGAGGUAGAGGCGAAAAUGUGAGGUAUAGCCACACCCCGGGGCGGCGAGGCGGCGGGGCCGGGGCUACUUUGGGAGACUCGAACUCACGGCCCGAAGACCGAUCAUAAUUCGACGGGAAGCAAAGGCUGGCGAC
Messenger RNA from Schizophyllum commune H4-8, 3115 nucleotides. RefSeq lists its product as uncharacterized. Lineage: Eukaryota; Fungi; Basidiomycota; Agaricomycetes; Agaricales; Schizophyllaceae. The record is from RefSeq and is a predicted model, not a curated record. Bases 1 to 2832 code for a protein of 943 amino acids. The transcript is spliced from 6 exons.